AUGAGCUCAACUGACCUACCGCCACUUUUGAGGCUUCCACUACACACUAUAGCCCAUAUUCUUUCUAAUGUCAAGACUAUCCAAGACCUUAGGCCCAUUAUCUUGAGCCAUUCCAUCUUCCGCGAUGCAUUGAAGGAUAACUUCAAUUCAGUGGCUAGCGCCAUCAUCAUGCGCCAGGUGGCAAAGGAGGCCCUUCCAUUUCUACUCGCCCUGGUAGGAUCACAGAGGCUAUCGCUCUCCGAUCCUGCUGCUGCCAAGCAAUUGUUGGGCCUCGCGGCGUCGACUUGCCCAGUGGCCUUGCCCUCCUUGGGUCUAUCGAGGGCAGAAUACGCCUACAUGAGUAGUAGCUGCUCUUCUGCUAGAACCAUUUAUAGACAAAUGGCAUCAGAGGUAAAGCCCUUGCAUCAUUCGUAUCUAGGUCCGGCUCCCAAGGACCGACAAUACGCCAACCACUGGGAGAAGUUUCGCAUCUCCCGAGCCGUCUUUCGUUAUCAGCUCAUGUGCAACCUAUUCUGCCAUCGGCUCUGCCUUAUCCGCAUGCAAGAGUUCAGGCCACGGUUUGACGACUGGGAUCUCAAACGCUUGUUCUUUUCUUCCUUCUCACCUUGGGUCAACGAGGAGCUCAUGUGUGUAUUUGUAUAUCUGCGACGUAAAGUGGCUCAAGCGUAUGAUGAUAUUACAUUACACGAUGUUUCGCUCAAUCAUGAAAGAAUUGAAGCCAUUCCGGAUGUCAACUUCAUCAGCCAAAUUCAUUGGAUGCUAUGCAUGGGGCUUCCAUUCCUGAGCAGGAUAGCCUCAGGGGGCACUCUCAGGAGCACAGGCGUUCCUCAAUUUUCCACCGGGCGAUCUGCGACAAGAGCCUAUAACCCACACACGAUCCUCUUAUGCUCGAAACUCGUACCGGGACAGCUCACCCUCAACCCACCCCUCCGGGACCCAGCGCUUCCAAUGCACGCUUGGGAGAAGAGCCAGAUCUUGCAGCUCGACCCACAGAGAGCGCCUCAAAAUAGUCCGUUCCGUGCGUGGUUGGGUGCCCAUUUCAAGAAUUCCAUCUCCCGAACUGUCUGCUGCGACGCCGAUACAAACUUGUGGUUUCUCGGCUACGUCUUAUGGACCUCGCCGAGGGAGGCGGCUCCCCCGUUGGAGGAAGUUUAUGAGACGUGCAAGAGAGUUAGAGUUGCGGAGCCGAUCUUCCCGCGGCCCGGCAAAGAAUGGGGGAAAGACGACCACCUGCGAUCGAGACGGCAGCGAAAGGACAUCUACCGUGCUGGCGGCGAAGGGUUCUGGCCCAGGGAGGGCGGUGAUUGGAGCGAAAUAUACGGGUUGACGGAGGCCCAGAAAAAAACUCUCGAGGCCAAAUGGCUGCACGAGGGGCUCACCGAAUCUACGCGUGAGAGUUCGGGUACAAAGUAA
Clonostachys byssicola is the source of this 1413-nucleotide messenger RNA. NCBI's taxonomy places the organism in Eukaryota, Fungi, Ascomycota, Sordariomycetes, Hypocreales, Bionectriaceae. The record is from the annotation of a GenBank genome assembly.